Messenger RNA from Ziziphus jujuba (common jujube), 2529 nucleotides. RefSeq names its product pentatricopeptide repeat-containing protein At2g30100, chloroplastic. Gene Ontology annotation, molecular function: protein binding. The coding region runs from base 732 to 2264 and encodes 510 amino acids. The record is from RefSeq and is a predicted model, not a curated record. Lineage: Eukaryota; Viridiplantae; Streptophyta; Magnoliopsida; Rosales; Rhamnaceae. The transcript has 2 exons.
CAACCACCAUUGGGACACGUCAACAAAAUUCGAAUGAUCCAAAAAUAAGAGUUUUUUUGGGAAAAAAAGAAAAAAAGAAAAAAAGAAAAAGAAAUAUAUGAUUAUGAGGAGGAGAGAAACAAACAGGUUUUUGUUAUAGUUGUUUGCUUGCAGAUUGCAAUGGGUGGCAAAAAGUCGGCCAUUGCAACACUACCGCACAAAUUCAAACCCUAAAAUUAUUUUUUUUUUGAAGGGGUUUUUGAAUUAUCCCUGAAAUUUCAGAAAAGAAUUGCCGGUUUCUCUCUCUCUCUUUCCCAUUCUUUUUUUUUUUUUUUUUUUGGUUGCCUGGGUCCAUGGAUUCUAUACUCGGGUUUCGGUUUCCGUCGAAAUGUUCAAAUUGGAACCCUAAUUUCAUGUUUGGUUGUCCAGAAAUUGUCUGAAAGGGAAAAAAAAAAAAAAGAACAAAAAAACAAAAAAAACGAAGUAAAAGCUUUCAACAUUUGAAAUUUGCGAGUCUUUAUGAAGGAGAGGCUUUACUUGAUGCCACUCUUUGACUUCGUUGACGUGAGUUCUACUUAUGUUUCUCGUGAACUGGAACAGCUUGUAAAUCAAGAUUCGAGGUUUUCCUUUUUCUUCAAUUUUCUUUACGACCAAACACGGGGUAGUUAGUUGUUUUUCUUUUUUCUUUUUUUCUUCUUUUUUUCUUUGAAUACAAGAAGAAUCUCUUUUUUCGGAGAUUGGGAGCGAAAGCAAUGGACUCUGCUCAUGGUUUUACUUCGUUGAUCCAAUUGGGCUUAUCAUCACCUUCUUCAUCCUUUUCACUCCACCGGCAUCCAAUUUUCGCUCCUCCAAUCUGCCAGAAUCUCGCGGGAAGAUUCUAUCCUAGGGUUUGUCCCAUAAUCUAUUGCAGACACCAAAAUCCAUACUUCAUCGUCACAAAACAGAGUAAAUUCCGAGAAUUUAGGUUGUUCAAAUCGGUUGAGUUGGACCAGUUUCUGACCAGCGACGAUGAAGAGGAAAUGGGUGAGGGUUUUUUCGAGGCAAUUGAGGAAUUGGAGCGGAUGACGAGGGAACCAUCCGAUGUUCUUGAGGAAAUGAACGAGCGGUUAUCUGCCAGAGAAUUGCAGCUUGUGCUGGUCUACUUUUCUCAGGAAGGUAGGGACUCAUGGUGUGCACUAGAGGUGUUUGAGUGGCUUAGAAAAGAGAAUAGGGUCGAUAAGGAGACCAUGGAGCUUAUGGUUUCGAUAAUGUGUAGUUGGGUUAAGAAGCUGAUUGAGGAGGAGCGUGAUGUGGGUGAUGUAGUUGACCUACUUGUGGACAUGGAUUGUGUUGGUCUGAAGCCAAGUUUUAGCAUGAUGGAGAAGGUGAUAUCUUUGUACUGGGAGAUGGGUGAGAAAGAGAGAUCGGUUCUGUUUGUGAAAGAGGUUUUGAGACGUGGAAUAGCUUGUUCGGAGGAUGAUGGAGAUGGACACAAGGGAGGGCCUACUGGAUAUCUUGCUUGGAAAAUGAUGGCUGAGGGGAACUAUAUGGGUGCUGUCAAGUUGGUGGUCAAUAUAAGAGAAUCUGGGUUGAAGCCAGAAGUUUACAGCUACCUCAUUGCCAUGACUGCUGUGGUUAAGGAGCUGAAUGAAUUUGCAAAAGCCUUACGCAAGUUGAAAGGUUUUGCAAAGGAUGGGCUGGUAGCUGAAGUUGACACAGAAAAUGCUGGGCUUAUCAAGAAGUAUCAAUCAGAUCUUCUAGCUGUUGGAGUACGCUUGUCCAAUUGGAUUACUCAAGAGGGAAGCUCUUCACUCUCUGGGGUGGUUCAUGAAAGGCUCCUUGCCAUGUAUGUUUGUGCUGGUCGUGGACUUGAGGCCGAAAGACAAUUAUGGGAAAUGAAACUUGUGGGUAAGGAAGCUGAUGGGGACCUUUAUGACAUUGUUUUAGCCAUUUGCGCAUCCCAAAAGGAGGCUAGUGCCAUAGCAAGGUUGCUCACUAGAUUGGAGGCUACGAGCUCUCUACGCAAGAAAAAAAGCCUUUCAUGGUUGUUAAGAGGUUAUAUUAAAGGGGGACAUUUCGAUAAUGCUGCAGAAACGGUAUUUAAAAUGCUUGAUUUGGGUUUGCCUCCAGAGUAUUUGGAUAGGGCAGCUGUGUUGCAGGGUCUACGAAGGAGGAUCCAUCGAUCCGGUGGCUUAGAAACCUACCUCAAGCUUUGUAAGCGCCUUUCUGACAACAAUUUGAUCGGACCUUGUCUUCUAUAUCUGUAUAUAAAGAAAUAUAAGCUCUGGAUCAUAAAAAUGAUUUGAAGAUAUAAUAGAUGGUUAGAUCAAGAUAUAAUAGCACCUAGAACCUAAUUUCUGGGUGCUUUUUGCACGUUAAUUUUGUACAGUUUUUGUAUCGCUAUUAGCAGUAAAGUUGUAUGUGUGAACAAUGUCCUGGGAAGACCAACCGAAUUAUGUAAAAAUUGUUCUCCCAUGUAUUGUUUAUGAGAUCGAAUAUUUGUAUUUGCUACUGUAAACUGUAAUAAAGCUUCAACAUAAUGUAACUAUACUUGGUAUGAAUUGCGCAGUA